Chroicocephalus ridibundus (black-headed gull) is the source of this 1641-nucleotide messenger RNA. It is a transcript of the gene SOX14, whose product is annotated as SRY-box transcription factor 14. Bases 31 to 600 code for a protein of 189 amino acids. Gene Ontology annotation, molecular function: RNA polymerase II cis-regulatory region sequence-specific DNA binding; DNA-binding transcription factor activity, RNA polymerase II-specific. NCBI's taxonomy places the organism in Eukaryota, Metazoa, Chordata, Aves, Charadriiformes, Laridae. The record is from RefSeq and is a predicted model, not a curated record. Gene Ontology annotation, biological process: regulation of DNA-templated transcription; anatomical structure morphogenesis; cell differentiation. The transcript is spliced from 2 exons.
CGCCGAGCCGCCCGCCCGCCCGGCCGCAGCAUGUCCAAGCCCAGCGACCACAUCAAGCGCCCCAUGAACGCCUUCAUGGUGUGGUCCCGAGGCCAGCGGCGCAAGAUGGCCCAGGAGAACCCCAAAAUGCACAACUCGGAGAUUAGCAAGCGGCUGGGCGCGGAGUGGAAGCUGCUCUCCGAGGCGGAGAAGCGGCCCUACAUCGACGAGGCCAAGCGGCUGCGGGCGCAGCACAUGAAGGAGCAUCCCGACUACAAGUACAGACCCCGGCGCAAGCCCAAGAACCUGCUGAAAAAGGACAGCCAGUUCAGCUCCAGCGCCAUUCAGAAGAUGACUGAGGUUCCUCACACCUUAGCCACCAGCACCCUGCCCUACGCCUCCACCUUGGGAUACCAGAACGGGGCGUUUGGCAGCUUGAGCUGCCCCAGCCAACACACCCACACUCACCCCUCGCCAACCAACCCGGGCUAUGUCGUGCCAUGUAACUGUACCGCUUGGUCGGCUUCCAGUUUGCAACCUCCAGUUGCCUACAUAUUAUUCCCAGGCAUGACCAAGACUGGGAUAGACCCCUAUUCUUCAGCACACGCGACUGCCAUGUAACACCCACCCACACCCCCACAGGCGUGUGUGUGCGUGUGUCCCCUUCCCCGGGUGGCAGCCGGAACUGGGAUUCCUUCGUGUGCAUGUACAUAAAACCUGCAGGAGCAAAAAGGCCACCCGAAACAGGACACUGCUGGCCACCAACCGGCCGGGACAGACGCGGACGCUGCCUCGGGGACUCGGAGAUGCUCUCGCCUAAACCUCGCCCUGAGAGCUGGCCCCAGGCUCGGGGGGGAUCUGCAAUGGCGGGGUCAGAUAGGAGCCCAGCACUUGUAAGAGUUGUAAAUGUGUUUUAAAAAAACAAAACAAAACAAAACAACAAAACCCAAGCGAACCUUGAACUGCCCUUUCGGGACAAAGCGGGGAGGGAGGGGGAGAAAAAGGAGAAAAAAGGAAAAAAAUAACCAACAACCAAGAGAGAGAGAGGCAGUUUCGAUUUUUAUUUAUUCUCUUAAUGUAUAUGAGUUCUCCAGGGUUUCAUGUCACUUGGACUUGACUUUGGGAAGUCCCGGUCUUACUAUGAUUUUUAUUUUUUAUUUGGUUUUGUUUUCCUUUUGCACAUUGAAAGAUGAGAUCAGCUGUGUUAUAUAUAUAAAUAUAUAUAUAUAUUUUGCCACCACGCACUACUAGGUAAAAUUGCUUUUCAUGUCAGAAAAAAAAGCUCUUCAAAGUUAAAAAAAAAAGACAAAAAAAAAAAGAGGGGGAGAAACAUUUAUAUUUAAAACAUAUGAUAGUGUUUGCUUAAUUUAAAACAGAUAGUCCUUAAAUUUGUGUGAUCCAGUGAGACUAGAUCUAAGUUUACUUUAGACAGAGCGUCAGGUAUGAAGUCAGGCAGUAGAAUUGUAAAAAAUUAAUAAUACUAAUAAUACUACUACUAAUAACGAAAAGCCGAAUAAAAACCGAUGGUAAUUUAAAUAUGUUUUCACGAUGUCUUGGGAAGAAGAGGAAAAAUUAAUAAUAAUAAUAAUAAUAAUGAUAAUAUGUAUCCGGCAGGAUUUUACCUCGUUAAACCUUUUCAUUUGUUGAACAAAGACGUUUUGA